CCAAGAAGGCUUGUGAGAGAGGGCAAGUAUAGAGUUGAAAUACCAUCACCUCGUAAGUGAGGGGGCAGAGAAUUAAAAUCCCAGUUCAGUUUCAAAUUGCCUAUUCGUUUUUUCCUUUCUUUCCCACGGCUAUCGGAGUCACUCGGGGAUACUUAUUGGUUGGAGCGUGUCUUUGCCAACUCGGAAAACGCGAUUCCACGGCCAAGAAAUGAUCAAGCACUGUAUUGCGGAGGAGCUGUACUGGGGUUGUAAAUGAAGUAUUAUGUGGAAGUGUAGGGACUGAAAAUGAAUCCAUAGAAAAGGGCCGUCGUCAUCUCGGUUAGCCGUUAAAACAUUCUCCAGAGAUAGUGAAGAAAGUGCACUCAGACACUGGAGGUAGUGUGCUAGGUCCAGACGACGGAUAGUGGCUAUUAUUACACUAUUCUGUUUCAACAGUUUCUGGCGCUUUGACUGCCCUCCAUUAUCGACCACGGUAGGAUUUCAGACUGAGCUUUAAGUACAAUGGUGAAACUGCAAGGAGCAUGUCGUUGCUUGAUGAUUUCGUUUCACCUGGUAUCCUUCGAGGGGCAAAUCUAGGUGCUUGGCCCUUAGCGCUCUCUGAUUCAGGAUCUCGAAGCAGAUUUUUUUUUUUGCAUUUCUCGGAUGUCGGUGAAAUCGGGCAGUUCAGCCACGGAAGAGUGAAAGUGCAGAAUGAGGAACUAGGGAGACUAUAUUUCUAACUCGUUCAUAUUCCCCACGGUCAAGAAGAUCUCCAGACUCACACCAUGGAAAUGAUGACCAAAAAUGAAAAUCUCUGUGAGAAUCAGACCGAUGAUCCAAGUGCAGAAGGACAUAAGCCGGAAAGGCGAAAAUCAGGAAAUAGAUUACAACCAGCGAUGUCUGUGCCAGGAAAUCUCUCACCAAUGCUAAUCUACACUCUCCUGGGCUUCUGCAUCCUACUGUCAGUUGCUGUCCUUAUAGUGACUCUGAUGACACGUACAUUCAAUGAAACGAAGGGGUCAGAUGAUAGUUUCUGGAUGAAACAUUCUCAAUUGAAGCCUAACGGAUUGGAGACUUCAGACGCGGAUCUUUGUAUGGAAAAUUCCUUGUGGAGGAGUAAUCUAACACAAAUACUCAGCGAAAUAACGACGGCAGCUGCUGGACUCCAGACGGAAUUUUCCCAGUGGAGGAGCCACGUUGCAGGAAACUAUGAUGAGGCCGCUAGCUCCAUUGCUGAACUUCGGAACGAGAUCUCGCAGCUGUCAAAGAAAGUAAUAAACUCCAAGCAGACUCUGAGCUCCAUCGCCAAAAUGCAGGACGAGAUUUUGCAGCUGAGUAACGACACAGAGACCUCAAUCGGUGGUGUCAGGGAUGAACUUUCUCAGUGGAAGAGCAAUGUUGCAGAAAACUUCAAGAAGAUCGGCAGCUCUAUCGCUGAACUUCAUAACGACAUUUUGCAGCUGAAUAACAAUAUUCCGCAAUGCCCCACAGAUUGGAUUCGGUUCAGGAAAAGCUGUUAUCAAUUUUCCUCAAGAACACAAAUCUGGGCGGAGUCCCAGAGACACUGUGCAUCGGUAGAUGCCCAUCUUGUUGUCAUUAACAAUGAAGAAGAGCAGGAAUUUUUAAGACGGACCCUUCAAAUGCGAUAUUGGAUUGGCCUCAGUGAUACUGCGUCUGAAGGUGAUUGGCGCUGGGUGGACGGAACCGAUUAUUCUUCCUCUUUAACAUACUGGAGUGAAGGGGAACCUAAUGAUGGAGACCACGGUGAAGACUGUGCGGAGAUAUUUGACAAUGGAAAAUGGAAUGACUUGCCGUGUAGUAACAUUCAGCAUUGGAUCUGUGAGAAAUCUGCAUUGAUUCCGCCUUAAUAUAGCAGUUGGUACGAAAAGAACAAUGACCGACUUUCUUAAGAUUGAAUAUGAUAUACAGAUGUUAUAUCUUAUAAGAGCACAUUUUAGUCCAUCCAAAGGGUGCUAAUGUUUUAAAAAGUAAUCCAGUUACUCAUUCGCGUCUUUUCUGUGGUGUCUUUUUCCGAAAAAAUCUACAAUUGUCGUUUUCCUCCACUCCAGCUGUAAUAAAUUUAGAUCAU
Molecule: messenger RNA, 2068 nt
Organism: Mobula hypostoma (lesser devil ray)
Lineage: Eukaryota; Metazoa; Chordata; Chondrichthyes; Myliobatiformes; Myliobatidae
Product: C-type lectin domain family 10 member A-like
Exons: 12
Coding region: 765-1847 (360 amino acids)
Source: RefSeq, a predicted model, not a curated record